This is a messenger RNA of Eurytemora carolleeae, 1140 nucleotides long. It is a transcript of the gene TrpRS, whose product is annotated as tryptophan--tRNA ligase, cytoplasmic. Gene Ontology annotation, molecular function: ATP binding; tryptophan-tRNA ligase activity. The record is from RefSeq and is a predicted model, not a curated record. Gene Ontology annotation, cellular component: cytoplasm. Bases 29 to 1081 code for a protein of 350 amino acids. Lineage: Eukaryota; Metazoa; Arthropoda; Copepoda; Calanoida; Temoridae. Gene Ontology annotation, biological process: tryptophanyl-tRNA aminoacylation. The transcript is spliced from 5 exons.
AUAAUAUUUAUCGAUUUCAGAAAUAAAAAUGUCCGAUCAUAGUAUAACUCGGUUCUCAGAUCGAGCAGACAAAGCUGAGAAGGAAAUCCAGGAGCUCACCAGGAUAUUUGGGAACCUGGAGAAAAGUAGACCCGAACCCAACCUUGCUGCUCUUCUAGAGGAGAAUAGAGUUCUCAAAGAAAGACUCAGUGCCCUAGAAUCUAAAACUGACGGUUCAGAAGUCCCAAAUGCUGGUUCAGGAGAAGGAGAUGAGGAUGAGGUGAACCCCUGGGACGUAAAGGCCAGCUCUGACAAGGGAAUAGACUACCAGAAGCUGAUUGUCAAGUUUGGUAGUUCUCCAAUAGACUCAGAUCUCCUAGCUAGGUUUGAAACCUUGAUCAAGAAACCUGCUCAUCAUCUGCUCCGGAGAGGGAUGUUUUUCUCCCACAGAGAUUUCAACACAAUCCUGGACGAGUUUGAGAAGGGGAACAAGUUCUUCCUGUAUACAGGACGAGGACCAAGCAGUGAAGCGAUGCAUCUCGGUCAUCUUAUUCCUUUCAUGUUCACAAAAUGGCUCCAGGACGUAUUCGAUGUCCCACUUGUAAUACAGUUGACGGACGACGAGAAGUUUCUCUGGAAGGAUUUAAAGAUGGACGAAUGCCAGAGGUUGGGUUGGGAAAACCUCAAGGAUAUAAUUGCUCUGGGUUUCGAUCCAAAUAAAACCUUUAUCUUCUCUGAUCUUACCUUCAUGGGUCAGUGUCCUAGCUUCUAUCAAAACAUUAUCAAGAUACAGAAGUGCGUCACAUACAACCAAGUUAAAGGUAUAGAUAUUUCAGGGUUCCCAUUUGGUUUAAAUUUGCAGAUGCAUCCGUCCAGUAUCCUAGAUAUAUCCUUCCAGUAUCUUAGGUUUUUCUUGGAAGAUGACAUUAAGUUGGAAAAGAUCCGAAAGGACUACAGUAGCGGAGAGCUCCUCAGUGGGUUCCUAAAGAAGGAGCUCAUUGAUCUCCUCACCCCUAUGGUUCUUGGGCACCAGGAGCGUAGGAAAGCAGUCUCUGAUGAUGUAAUCCGCGAGUUCAUCAAGCCUAGACCGCUGAAAUUCUAAAUUUGUAUUUUUUUCCUUUUUUCUUGAAAAUUUUGUAGCAAAUACACACUUAAAACUUU